CCGCAUUCUUGAGCAACAGCGGGGGCGGUCGGAUGGAUACAUAACGAGAAGAGGAAGUGUUUCAGCAAGUAGUCGAGGCUGACAUGAGAGAGGGCAACAGCAAAGCCCGCUAAGAAACAACUAUUUACAGUCCAUGGGCCCAGCUGUGACACCAUCUAACCUGGUGUGAAAAAAUGAUAAUCCUGCGCUUGCAAGGUCUUGAUGUGAAGGCAGGCACUAAAGAUGUACGGAGGUUCUUCAAACGCCUUCACAUACCUGACGGAGGAGUGUACAUCGUGGGAGGAAGUCUGCAAGAAGCAUUUAUUGCAUUUACUUUAGAAAAACAUGCACAGCUUGCUUUGCGGUACACGGGAAGGUUACUAAAAGGUUCUAAAGUUAGUCUACACCUAAGCAGCAUGGCAGAGCUUGAGAAAAAACUAAAAUAUUGGCUGAAGAGGAGGAAGCCCUCCCCCCCACAGCCUCCUGUGAAGAAACCCUCCCCCCCACAGCCUCCUGUGAAGAAGUCCUCCCCCCCACAGCCUCCUGUGAAGAAGUAUCAGCCAUUUUCAGAUGCUAAUGUGCUGCCUUCAAAUGAUAUCCCUUUUGAUGCCAACACUCUGCCAGAGCCUCUUCAUCCAGAUCCAGAUACAAAUCUACAACCUUCAAAUGCAGACUCACAAGACUUCAAUGCUGCCUUUCUUCUUGGGAUGUAUACUAUCAUUCAAGGUCUCCAGUCAACCAGUCAACACACACACACAGGUGAAAACAACAAGGCAGAGCAAACAGUUGACUUUCCAAGAACUAACAGCACAGGAGUGGUUGAUGAAAUUAUGUCACCAAAAAAGACUCCAGACUCAGGGCCAGGCUACGUCAGGCUCUUUGGUCUGCCAGCCUCCACUAAAAAACAGGACAUCUGCCAGUUUUUCCAAGGGUUGACAGUACAGGAAGCCAUCGUGGAUGUUGAGUUGGGACGUAGCCACGCAUGCCUCGUGAAGUUUGCACACACACAGGAUGCGUUUGAUGCUCUUCUCUUCAACCAGCAGUCAUUGGGCCCCAUCUGUGUGGAGGUGCGUGCAGCAACUGAGAAGAUGUGGACCAAUGCACUGCAGGAAUGUGAAGCUGCUGUUAAUGUUGGGGAGAGAGUAAAAACCAAGCAAAAGCCUCUCACGGAAAGGGCACACCACGGAAAAAAGAACAUGUCUGCGCUGCAGCUCAAGAGGCAGUUUAUCAACCAGUUGCCAUCAAAAUUGCCAAAAAAGCCAAGAGCUGACUGUGACUCCAUCACUACCAUAUCGCCAGCUGUGGAGUACAACGUCAUGGUAAACAAUCUAUCCAAAGGGAUGACCAAGACUGAAAUAAAAGAGUUGUUUGGAUGUCCGAACAUUGCACACACAAAUGUAUUAAAUCUGCUUGACAAGGAAGGCAACAGAUCAGCUACAGCCUUCCUUAUAUUUGAAUGCACUGAGGAUUAUGACUAUGCAAUGAAUCUCAAUGGCUGCCAUGUGGGUUCAAAUACCAUUGAGGUCUCGUCAAUCACUAAAAAGACGAUGAAAGAGAUGAUGGGCAAAACCCUACCCAGUCUUGAACUUUGUCCAAAUACUGGACCCAAGGGGAAACGGAAUCCACUUGUGCCGAGCAAUAAAUCUGGCCCAGCAGCUCAGACCUGCCUUUUCGUCAGAAACCUGCCUGCAGAUGUCCAAGAAAGUAAUAUACAAAUACUUUUCAGCACAUUCAGACUUAAGAAGAAUAAUAUCAUUUUACUGCGUAACAGCAAUGGGGAGAGUAUUGGUGAGGCUCUGGUUCAGUUUCAAUCUCCAAAACUUGCUUCACUGGCUCGCAGGCUCCAUGGCCUGGAAUUCCAGGGGACAAAACUACUUCUUACUUGCAUUACCAUGAAACAAAUGGAGGACGUCUUGGCAAAAAACGUUUGAAGCAGUUAAACAUUAACGCUCAAAUGCAGACAUAGUGGCUCAAGGCCAUAACUAUUUUUUUUUUUUUUUACGACCAGUUUGUUUCAACUGUUACUUUGCUUAACUUCAGCAACAUGUCGAGUUGUUUUCUUACUUUUCAAAUGUUUUUUAAGAAUGUCAUUAGCUCUGAACAUUCCAUGUAUUCUAAAAUAAAUGAUUUUUUUUACUGUUCA
Trematomus bernacchii (emerald rockcod) is the source of this 2122-nucleotide messenger RNA. It is a transcript of the gene rbm12ba, whose product is annotated as RNA binding motif protein 12Ba. The transcript is spliced from 2 exons. Gene Ontology annotation, biological process: regulation of RNA splicing. Gene Ontology annotation, cellular component: ribonucleoprotein complex; nucleoplasm. Gene Ontology annotation, molecular function: RNA binding. NCBI's taxonomy places the organism in Eukaryota, Metazoa, Chordata, Actinopteri, Perciformes, Nototheniidae. The record is from RefSeq and is a predicted model, not a curated record. Bases 174 to 1910 code for a protein of 578 amino acids.